UCUUUAAUGCACUUUGGUCGAUGGUCAGGCGGAGGAGGGUGUUAUUUUUCUCGCCAAAGCAAAAUAUAACCAGAAAAGGAACCAGCAAGUGGGAAAAGAACCAAUUCUUCGGAGUGCGAAAACUAGACGGUGCUGCAAAUCUUUGCCACGGCUCGGCAUCGUCGUCAGCUCGUCGCAGAUUCUACGUUCCACGUAAUCCGCGAAUCGUUCGUUGACACUCGCGAGUCAUCUUCCAAACCAGCGAAACUUGGCUGCUUUCUCUUUGUUGUCUCCGAAUUUCAACUCUGAUAGCAGAAGAACUAUCAAUCACGAUCCUUUGAGGCCUGCACUAUGGAAUCGUGCGCUGCCGUUGAGAAGGAGGUGGAGAAAGUGAUCAACAAAUUUUCCGCCAUCAACGAUCACUCACAGCGAAUCAUUGGGGAUGUGAUUUCGUUCAUUGAGAAAUUACGUUCUUCGAUUGCCGAAGGUAAAUGGACCACUGGACCAACCGAUCGUGACUUCUCACGGUUUUUCCCCUUACUUACAGGCACCCCGGACGAUAAGUUGACCCCAGGACAGGUAGAGGUGCUGAAUGAUGCACUGUCGAAGGUGAAAGACAAGCUGCACCGUCUAACGACCGAACACCGUGAUUUGCACGGUACUGUGAGCAAAGUAGGCAAAGCCAUCGAUCGGAACUUUGUGGCGGACUUUACGGCUACCUCGCGGACUGAUGCGUUCCAAUCGGAACGGAAUGUGGUGCUGCUGAACAAAAUCAUGGCUCAGCACUUUUAUCGCCAGGGGAUGGACGAUGUCGCGGACACAUUGAUCAAAGAAUCGGGCCUUCCGGCCGAGGAUAUAGUGCCCGAGCCGUACGCAGAGCUGCAUCGCAUUUGGGAGGCAAUUCAUAACGGUGACCUAAGCCCUGCCCUUGAGUGGGCUACACGCUACUCCGAGGAACUGGACGCACGGAACAGUUCGCUCGAGUUCAAGCUGCACCGGCUCGCGUUCAUGCAGAUUCUGAACGGAGGUGUGCACGUGCAAACGGAAGCCAUCACUUACGCUCGCACCCACUUUGCCAAGUUUGUGCGACGCUUCGAGAAGGACAUCCAGAUCCUGAUGGGGACGCUCAUCUACCUGCCAAUCGGAAUCCACAACUCACCGUACAAAUACCUGACCGCACCGGAAAUGUGGAUCGAAACCGCCGACGUGUUCCUUAAAGAUGCUUGCCAGCUACUAGGCAUCAACAAAGACUCACCGCUCUCAGUGAUAGUGAAUGCGGGAUGCACCGCACUGCCGGCAUUGCUCAAUUUGAAACAGGUGAUGAUGUCCCGUCAGGUAACAGGCAUCUGGAAUGGCCGUGACGAGUUGCCCAUUGAGAUCGAUCUCGAGCCGGAAAAUCGAUUCCACUCCAUCUUCGCCUGUCCCAUCCUUCGGCAGCAAAGUUCGGAAGAUAAUCCACCCAUGAAGCUACUCUGCGGACACGUAAUAUCCCGCGACGCGCUCAACAAGCUCAGCAACGGGCCGAUAUUGAAAUGUCCGUACUGCCCGAUGGAACAAUCGCCAUCCGAUGCCAAGCUGAUAUACUUCUGAAUGGACCGGUGUCCCCGUUGCUCCCGUUCCCAACAUUGUGUGUCCGCCGUUUUUGUUCACCUCGUAUGACAAUUCUGUGCUAAUCUAUAUUAUCACUCCCUGAAUUUAUCAAGCUGUUACUAGUGUAUGGAUCAGAAGAGUAGUGAUCGCGUGUUUGCAAAAGUUGGGCUUCGUAGCCAUUUGUUUCGUUCUCUACUCGGCUUCACCAUCUAUCCACCUCCCGUCAGGGAGCGGAAGAGCAUUCUUAUAGGGUGGGGAAGGUGACUCACACCCACCGUAAAUGUUACUUAUGUUUUAUAGUAAUUCUCCUACGAUGCUCUGUGGUUGGUUCUUUUGGAACAACAAAGCAAGUUUGCCGUAAAACCGUCGGAAUAGGAACCACCCAAUACCGUACUGGUCUCAUUUAAUUUAGCCAAAUGCUGUAGCUAACCAGUGAGGUGGUGGUUGAACAUCAAAACAUGACUGACACGCAUGCACCCGGUAAAUGAGGUCUGAAGUCUACGGAGCUCGGUGAAGACAACAGGCGGAUAGGAUUGAUCAGACGCAGAAUUUGUCUCACGUCGAGGCUGUAAAUAUAUUUAUGUAUAAAUAAAAAUAUUAUAUUUUUUAUUGACGACAAAAUAAAGCCACGCAUAUAUCGCAAAUAGA
Molecule: messenger RNA, 2217 nt
Organism: Anopheles aquasalis
Lineage: Eukaryota; Metazoa; Arthropoda; Insecta; Diptera; Culicidae
Gene: Sou
Product: required for meiotic nuclear division 5 protein souji
Biological process (GO): proteasome-mediated ubiquitin-dependent protein catabolic process
Cellular component (GO): nucleus; GID complex; cytoplasm
Molecular function (GO): ubiquitin protein ligase activity; protein binding
Source: RefSeq, a predicted model, not a curated record